This is a messenger RNA of Anoplophora glabripennis (Asian longhorned beetle), 14939 nucleotides long. RefSeq lists its product as uncharacterized. Gene Ontology annotation, cellular component: cytoplasm. NCBI's taxonomy places the organism in Eukaryota, Metazoa, Arthropoda, Insecta, Coleoptera, Cerambycidae. The record is from RefSeq and is a predicted model, not a curated record. The transcript is spliced from 64 exons. The coding region runs from base 30 to 14864 and encodes 4944 amino acids. Gene Ontology annotation, molecular function: peptide binding; metalloaminopeptidase activity; zinc ion binding. Gene Ontology annotation, biological process: proteolysis; peptide catabolic process.
UUUCAUCAAGUUAAAUUACACAAGCACGAAUGGCUACGACAAGAAAGGAAAUACUAGUUCUCUUUUUAAUUCUUCUUCAAAUAACCAAACCAACAUUAUCGCAAGACAGCGGAGAUGAUACCACCAUCUUUAGAUUACCAAAAGACUUGGUACCAGAAAAUUACGACCUGUUCCUGCAUAUCGAACCAGCAAAUGAUGAUUUUAGCGGAACAGUGAACAUUACCUUCCACUUGGUUAAUGAAUCCUCCGUUGUCGAAGACAUUUAUUUCCAUGCUGAUCCAAAAUUCGUCACAAUAACAUAUCUAACUGUAAAUGGUGACACUAACUGUACGUAUGAGAGUCUAGAUAACUACAUUGUGAAAUGUUCUUGUGGUAAUAUAAUGGAAGGAAGCAAUUUUCUCUACAUUGAAUAUGAAGGUAAAUAUUCUCAAACUGAUGGACGUGGUUUGGUUAAAACAAGUUAUACGGAUAAUGGCAAGAAGCAAUAUUUGAUCGAAUCAUAUUUUGAACCAACUUUCGCGAGGAGAGCUUUCCCUUGCUUUGACGAACCGGAUUUUAAAGCUACUUUUUCUAUCAAAAUAAUAAAUCCGGUUAGUUAUACUAUGCCUGUGAGCAACAGUAUUCCUCAAGAUUACAUUAUUAACAUGGAAAAUCUGACAGUCACCUUUCAACCGACUCCAAAAAUAUCGACAUACUUAGUCUCAAUUUUUGUUUCUAACUUUGAAGAAACAUCAUUUUCUUAUGCAGACGACGAAGAAUAUACUUUCAAAUUUUUGACACGGUCUGGUUUUGAAGAUUUAACAUCUAAAGUUGCUGGAACCCACUAUGGUCAAAUCAUGGAUGCAUUGAGUAACUUCACUGGACAAUCUUUCCAGGAUAUAGGCGACACUGAAUGCUAUCAAGUUGCUGUACCCGAUUAUUUUUCCGAAGAUAUGGGGAAUUUUGGACUUUUUGUCUACAAAGAAAGAGAUCUGUUAGAUGAAGGCGAUAAAACUACUGUCAAGGUUACUCAAAACAUACUGCAAGCUAUGACAUAUAAGAUAAGUCACGAAUGGUUUGGAGGAGAAGUUUCGACCACGUGGUGGUCAGACUUUUGGGCAAACGAAGCUGUUCCGAUGUAUUUUAAAUAUAUUAUUCCGAAUAAGAUUGAUGAGGGAUUCGAAUUUACAAACCAAUUUGUAGUGGACGUAGUUCAAAAAGCAAUGCAGUACGAUGCCAUGCCUUUCGUAGAACCGCUUUCUUCUGAUGAGUCAGAUAUUACCAACGAAUGGGGAAUUGAAAAUAAAUUGGAUAAAUACAGUUUACUGAAGGGAGCAACACUGCUGCAUAUGAUAAAUUAUUUUGUAAGUGGAGAAGACCAGUUUAGAGAAAAUCUUCAAAACCAUCUACAAAAUAGAACUGGUUCAGGUACGGAUGGCUUGAACAUGCUAGAAGAUUUAACUAAAGCCGAUACUAUACAAGAUUUGUAUUCAGCUGCCCAGUCCUGGGCCUUCACUGCUGGAUUCCCAUUGUUAAGUGUCAAAAUAGAUACAUCCACUGACGAGAAAGAGACUCUGGCAUUUUCACAAAAGCGCUUUGUUUAUCCCACGGACAACACCACAAUUUUUAGCGACGACAUAAAAUGGAAUAUUCCAGUAAGUUACACCACUUCCAGUAACAAAUAUUUUGAAAUGGGUAUUAACGUAUAUUAUGCUCCAAACAUAGAAUUAUAUGUCGACAUACAUAAAGACAAUUGGGUUCUGUUCAAUAUCCAAGGCAGAUUCCAUUACAGAGUGAACUACGAGGAAGAAUUAUGGAGAAGAAUUAUCAACGCUUUUCAAGACGAGAGUGAGAGGACAGAGAUUCAUUCCCUAAGCAGAGCACAGGUGAUUGACGACGUAUUUAACAUUGCUAGAAUAGGAGAGGUAGAUUAUUCUUUAGCGUUUAAAUUGGCAGAUACUCUCGUCUACGAAACUGAUUAUUAUCCCUGGUAUUCUGCGUUUAAUGCAUUUUCAUACCUUUUAGGGAAGAUGAAGGAUGACGAUGUUGAAGAAAGAUUGAAGAUGUACAUUUUAAGUCUAAUGGAAAAUGUUAUCUACAUUCCGGACCAUGAGUUAGCUGUUCAAGAAAAUGAAACACAAAUAGAUGUAUUGAAAAAUGUCAUGAUGAUCGAAUGGGCUUGCAAGUUGGGUCAUUCGGAAUGUAUCAGUUUUGCCACUGAACAGUUUGCCAAUUUCAAAGAGAAUCAGACAAGUAUGAUGGACUACAAUCUAAGACCAGUCAUAUUUUGUAACGGUAUAAGGUAUAGUGAAAACGUCAGUGAAGACUGGAAGUUCCUAUGGUCAGUAUUCGAGUCAUCAACAUCGGUGCAUGAGCAGUAUGAUAUUUUACAGGCACUUGGAUGUGCUGAAGAUAAAGAGACUCUUAAGGAUUACAUUAUAAGGCUUGCUGUACCCAUCAUUUCUGCAUAUUUCAAGAGACAAGACACUAUGGUUGUAUUCGGGUCAGUCUUAUCAAAUUCCGCGGGAAUCGAGGCAGCUAUGUCGCUUUUAGAGAGCAGUAUUGCAUAUAUACAAUUCAUUUUUAACGGCGAACUUGACGAAGUAUAUUAUCUAUCAGACAUGAUAUUGGCUCUUGCUGAAAAAUUAACUACUGAUGAGCAGCUGCAACAAUUUCAGGAUACUCUUUCUAGUCACGACGUUCUUAGUGGCUACGAAGACCUUAGAGUAAAAGCUGAAACAUUAGCCAAAGUUAAUAUUUAUUGGGCGAAACAGUAUCAAGAUGUUAUUGAAGGAAUACUUCCCGAGAUUGUAGUUAGUACCACUAGAGAAAGUACAGAUACCUCAGAAUAUACUACAGCGGAAACUACUGUUACAACAGACUAUUCCGCAAUAACAGAUCAGCCUACUUCAAUAGAACCCAGUACUACAACCGAAUCGUCUAGCGAAAUAAUAUUUGUUUCACGUAUCAUUGUCGUUGUUGUUGGUAUUUUUACCUUAUUGGCUAUGGGAAAAGAAAAGAUGAUAGUUCUCAUUUUGAUUCUUCUUCAAAUCACCAAAUUAACAGUAUCACAAGACAGCGGAGAUAAUACCACCAUCUUUAGAUUACCAAAAGACUUGGUUCCAGAAAAUUACGACCUGUUCCUGGAUAUCGAACCAGAAAAUGAUGAUUUUAGCGGAACAGUGAACAUUACCUUUCACCUGGUUGUGGGUAAUGAAUCCUCUGUUGUUGAAGACAUUUAUUUACAUGCUGAUCCAAAAUUCCUCACAAUAACAUAUGUAAAGCUAAAUGAUGACACUGACUGUACGUAUGAGAGUCUAGACAAUUAUAUUGUGAAAUGUUCUUGUGGUAAUGUAACGGAAGAAAGCAAUUUUCUCUACAUAGAAUACGACGGUAAAUAUUCUCAAACUGAUGGACGUGGUCUGGUUAAAACAAGUUAUACGGAUAAUAACAAGAAGCAAUAUUUGAUCGAAUCAUAUUUUGAACCAACUUUCGCUAGGAGAGCUUUCCCUUGCUUUGACGAACCGGAUUUUACAGCUACUUUUUCUAUCAAAAUAAAAAGUCCCACUAGUUAUACACCUAUCAGCAACAGUAUUCCUCAGGACUCCAAUAAUUACUUAGAAAGCACAACUAUCGCCUUUCAACCAACGCCAAAAAUUUCGACAUAUUUAGUCUCAAUUUUUGUUUCUAACUUUAAAGAAACGCCAGUUUAUUUUGCAAGCGAAGAAUAUACCUUUAAAUUUUUGACACGGCCUGGUUUUGAAGAUUUAACUUCUAAAGUUGCUGGAACUCACUAUGGUCAGAUCAUGGAUGCAUUGAGUAACUUCACUGGACAAUCUUUCCAGGAUAUAGGCAGUACUGAAUGUUAUCAAGUUGCUGUUCCUGAUUAUUAUUCUGAACAUAUGGGGAAUUUUGGACUUUUUGUCUAUAAAGAAAGAGAUCUGUUAGAUGAAGGUGAGGAAACUAGUGUCAAAGUUACACAAAAUAUACUACAGUCUAUGACAUAUAAAAUAAGUCACGAGUGGUUUGGUGGAGAAAUUUCAACAUUGUGGUGGUCUGACAGUUGGGCUAAUGAAGCUGUCCCGAUGUUUUUUAAAUAUGUCAUACCGAAUGAGAUCGACGAAGGGUUCGAAUUUACAAAUCGGUUUGUGGUGGAAGUAGUUCAGAAAUCAAUGCAAUACGAUGCUAUGCCUUUUGUAGAGCCACUUUCUUCUGAUGAGUUAGAAGUUACUGACCAAUGGGGAAUAGAGAAUAAAUUUGAUGAACACAGUUUGUUAAAGGGAGCGACAUUGCUGCAUAUGGUAAACAUGUUUAUAGGAGGAGAAGACCAACUUAAAGCAAAUAUACAAGAACAUCUGCAAAACAGCUCGGAUGCAGAUGGCCAGAACAUAUUAGAAGAUGUAGCUAAAGAUAAUGGAAUGGAAAACUUGUAUUCACUUUGGGCUUUCACUGCUGGAUUUCCAUUGUUAAGUGUUAAAAUAGAUAAAACCACUGACGACAAAGAGACCCUGGUACUUUCGCAGAAGCGCUUCGUCUAUCCGACGGAUAAUACAACAACUUAUAGCGAUGAUAUACAAUGGACAAUUCCAAUAAGUUACACCACUUCUGCUAUCAAAAGUUUCGAACCAGAUAUUUGUACGUAUUACGGUCCAGAUAAAGGAUUAUAUAUCCUCAUUCAUAAAGGCAUUUGGGUACUGUUCAAUAUCCAAGGGAAAUUCCACUACAGAGUGAACUACGAUGAAGAGUUAUGGAGGAGAAUUAUCAAGGCUUUCCAAAAUGAGACUGAACGAGCGGAUAUCCAUUUUUUGAGCAGAGCACAGGUUAUCGACGAUAUAUUUAACAUUGCUAGAACAGGGGAAGUAGAUUAUUCUUUAGUGUUUGAAUUGUCAGAUUCUCUUGUCUACGAAACUGAUUAUUAUCCCUGGUAUUCUGCGUUUAAUGCAUUUUCAUACCUUUUAGGGAAAAUGAAGGAUGAUGAUGUUGAAGAAAAAUUAAAGGUGUACAUUCUAAGUCUAAUGGAAAAUGUUAUAAAUAUUCCGGUCUCUGGCUUAAUUGUUCAAGAGAAUGAAUCGCAAAUAGAUGUAUUGAAAAAAAUCAUGAUGAUUGAAUGGGCUUGCAAAUUGGGUCAUUCGAAAUGUAUCAGUUUCGCCAUUGGACAAUUUACCAAUUUCAAAAAGGAUCAGACAAGUAUAAAUGACUACAAUCUAAGACCAAUGAUAUUUUGUAACGGUAUAAGGUACAGUAAAAAUGUUACUGAAGACUGGAACUUCUUGUGGUCAGUGUUUCAGUCAUCAUCAUCGGUACAUGAGCAGUAUGAUAUUUUACAGGCACUUGGAUGUGCUGAAGACAAAGGAAUUCUUGAGAAUUACCUUCUGAACCUUGCGGUACCCCUGACUUCUUCAUCUAUCAAAAGGCAAGACACUAUGGUUGUAUUCGAAUCAGUUUUAUCAAAUUCUGCAGGAAUCGAAGCAGCUAUGUCGGUUUUAGAAAGCAAAAUUGCAGAUAUACAAACCAUUUUCAACGGCGAUCUGAACGAAGUAUAUUAUCUGUCUGACAUGAUAUUGGCGCUUGCUGAAAAAUUAACUACUGACGAGCAGUUGCAACAAUUCCAGGAUAUUAUUUCCAACAACGACGUUGUGAGUAGUUACGAAGAGCUUACGGUAAAAGCUAAAACAUUGGCCACAGUUAAUAACUAUUGGGCGAAACAGUAUCAAGAUGUUAUCGAAGGAAUUCUCCCUGAGAUUGUAACUAGCGCCACUACAGAAGGUAGUACAGGUACAACAGAAUAUACUAAUGCGGAAACUACUGUUACACCAGUCUAUUCCACAAUAACAGAUGAACCUACUUCAAUAGAACCCAGUAGUACCACUGAAUCGUCUAGUGAAACAAUACAUAUUUGCUUCACAACUCGUUGUCUUUAUUUGUAUUUUAUCAUUAAUUAUAUAAUAAUAUUUCUACUAAUUAAUUUACGGAAAACUAUUACUCAUCAGCAAUAUGAAAUAGCGAUCGUGAUAUUACGCAUGGAAUUGACAGAAGCAAAAAUGGGUGAAUUCAAAACAGCAACAUGUUUCCUGCUCGCAUUAACCAGUCUUUGCUCAGCUUUAGAUUACCGCCUCCCACAAACUGUAGUGCCAACAUUUUAUGAUCUUUCUCUUACUAUUGAUCCAGAAGAGACCGAAUACAGCGGUACCGUAAAUAUUAGUCUUCGCACCUCCACCGAUUCCGAUGAUAUCUACAUCCACGAAGAUGGCGACUCUAUUACCAUAGGUUCAGCAAGAACAAAGGACGACGAAAAAUGUACGUUCGACACCUCCGAUGAGGCUGACAUACUAAAAAUCACGUGUCCAACGACUUUAAAGCAAGGCGAAGAUAACUGGUUGUUCAUGGAAUUCACUGGGAAAUUUUCCGAAGACGGUUUGGGUUUGGUUAAAAGUACUUACAUGGAUGGAGAUGACAAGCAGGUCAUAAUAGAGUCUAAUUUCAAACCAACGUAUGCGAGGAGUGCUUUUCCUUGUUUGGAUGAACCUGAUUUUAAAGCUGGAUUUGCAGUAGACGUAACACAUCCCAAGGAUUACUCUGCUAUAAGCAACAGUCUUGUUUCUAAUACAGAAGACAGCGGUGAUGAUUUACGGAGAACGACAUUUGAAGCAACUCCGGAGAUAUCGACGUACCUGUUAACCAUAUUCCUUUCCAAAUUCAAAGCGGCGGAAACAUCGGCAGAGGAAAAAGUAGAGUUUAAAAUUUUCACGAGGCCGAAUGUCGCGAACUUAACUAAGAAUGUAGCAAACAAAUACUACUCUCAGAUAAUUGAGAAGCUUGACUCGUACAUUGGAGUGCCUUAUGAGGAUCUAAAGGAUACAGAAAGUUACUUGGUUGCAGUGCCGGACUAUUCUGACGCAAUGGGAGAUUUUGGAGUUUUUGCGUACAGGGAAACUAACUUGUUGGAUGAGGGUGAAAAAACAACGAAUAGGGCUAAGCAGAAUAUAAUAACAACUAUGGCUUACAAGCUCAGUCACGAGUGGUACGGGGGUGAUGUAGCUACAAAAUGGUGGUCUGACGUGUGGGCUAAUGAAGCAGUUGCUACGUAUCUGAAAUAUGUUAUAUCAGAUGAGGUGGACAGCGAAAUGGAGCUAACAAAUCAAUUUUUAUUGGAAGUAAGUCAAAAAAUGUUACAAAACGAUGGGCAUAGUUUCGCACAGCCUCUAUCAUCAAACAAAUCAAAAGUUAACAGUGAUUGGGAGAUAGAAAAUAAGCUGAACACUGUGAAUGUCGAAAAAGGAGCAAGCAUCCUACAUAUGGUAAAUAUAAUACUCGGAGGUAAUGAAAAUUUCAAGACAGCUCUUCAGCAGCAUCUGAGCAAAAGGAAAGACGCAGACACUGACGGUGCUGACAUUUUAAAGGACUUACUAGAAACAAAAAGUAGUGAAACAAGAAGUACUAGUGAUACCGAUUACUAUACCUAUCUUGAGAAAUGGGCAUUUUCCGCAGGAUAUCCUUUAGUAACUGUUUCACUGACAGACGUCAAUGAUACUGAUACUGUAAAACUGUCACAGAAACGAUUUUUAUAUCCUACAACAGACACAGAAACCUUCGCUGAAGAAACAGGAUGGUAUGUGCCACUUACCGCGACUUCUCGUGCAAACUACAAAUCCAGCAUAAAAGUCGGUACAUUCAUGAACCCAGAUCAAGAAAUGUUGUUCAAUUUUGGACACGACCAGUGGUUGGUACUCAACAGUCAAGGUGGCUGUUUUUACAGAGUUAACUACGAUGAAACCUUAUGGCGAAGAAUACUUGAUGGUUUGAGCACCAGCAGGACUGAUUUUCACGUAUUGCAAAGGUCCCAAAUGAUAGACGAUAUCUUUAACAUCGCAAGGACAGGCGAUGUGAGCUAUUAUCUGGCUUUUGAAAUGGCGGAUUCCCUCGUCGAUGAAACUGAAUAUUAUCCUUGGUAUUCUGCGCUCAAUGCGUUUUCUUAUUUGCUCGGAAAGAUAGAGGAUGAAGACACUGAGCUGAAGUUAAAGAAUUACAUUUUGAGUUUGAUGGAAAACGUAGUAACAAUUCCAAGUAAAAACUUUGUUGACGAUAGUGAUAGUCACGUAGAUGUUCUUAAAAAUGUUCUGGUGCUAAAAUGGGCUUGCGAGUUGGGACAUGAAGAGUGUAUCAAAUAUGCAACCGAAACAUUCAAAAGCUUUAAGGANUACAUGAAAUGCAUGUCUAAUUACAUUUUGAGUUUGAUGGAAAACGUAGUAACAAUUCCAAGUAAAAACUUUGUUGACGAUAGUGAUAGUCACGUAGAUGUUCUUAAAAAUGUUCUGGUGCUAAAAUGGGCUUGCGAGUUGGGACAUGAAGAGUGUAUCAAAUAUGCAACCGAAACAUUCAAAAGCUUUAAGGAAUCAUCAAGCCUAGAUGACUACAAUGCAAGAGAAGUUAUAUUCUGCAAUGGAAUCAGGCAUAGUGAAAACGUUAAAGAAGAUUGGGAGUUCUUAUGGAAAAUAUAUACCAAUUCCCUCUCAGUUCAUGAGCAAAACGAUAUUUUGAAUGCUCUAGGCUGUGCUGAAGACAAAGAGUUACUUAUGUCAUAUUUACAGAAGAUCAUAACUACAGACUCGGGUAUAAAGAGGCAAGAUGCUGUCACGGUAUUCAAGUCAGUUUUAUCUAGUUCUGUGGGUCUCGAAGCUGUCAAGGAGUAUUUAAAAACUAAUGUAUCUGCUAUUCAAAACUUCUUCAAAGAUAUGCGUAUUUUGGCGGAAAUGGUAUACGCACUGGGAGAAAAAUUGAUAUCGGAUGAGGAUGUAGAAUGGCUCACCGAUCUCCUCACAGAUGAAAUUCUAAAUGAUUAUGAAGAUGUAAGGACGAAAGCUAACGCGCUAGCCUCAGUCAAUAACUACUGGUUAGCGAACUUCCAGAGUGAAAUAACGGAUAUAUUCGCAGAACAAUCUACCACAGAAGCGUCAUCCACAGAAUCAUCUUCUACAGAAGCAUCUUCAACAGAAUCGUCUUCCACGGAAUCAUCUUCCACAGAAUCGUCUUCCACUGAAUCGUCUUCAACAGGAUCACCGGCCACAGGACCGUCUUCCCCAGUAUCAUCUUCUACAGAAUCAUCGCCCACAGAACUGCCUUCCACGGGAUCAUCUUUCAUAGAAUCAUCUUCCACACAACCAUCAACUUCUACAGAAUGGUUCACUAAUACAGAGGAAUCAACUAGCUCAGAACCGGCGACUAGUACUGAGGUUCCUACAACCACUGAAUCCAAAAGCAAUAGAGUGUUAUCCUCGACAUAUAUCUUACUUUGUGUAGCAAUAUUUGCGAUGUUGAGAAGACAAAUGGGUUCAGUAGUCACAACCGCCGUUUUCAUAUUCUUGCUCAACAAUUAUUGUUCUGCUGUGGAAUACCGUCUUCCAGAAACAGUGGUGCCUACAUUCUACGACCUCUCUCUUAAAAUCAACCCAGAAGAUGCAGACUACAUCGGCACUAUGAUUAUUACUCUUCACACCUCCAACCAGACCAAAGAUGUAUACAUCCACAGCGACGCCAAUUACAUUAACAUCACCGCGAUAAUACUGAACGACAACGCGAAAUGCUACGCUAACAAUUUGGACGUAGAUGACAUGGUCAGAAUUUCCUGUUCAAGGGCAUUGAUAGUUGACGAAGAUAACACGUUGGAUAUAGAAUUUACCAGUAAAUUUUCUGUCGAAGAUGGCUAUGGUUUGUUCAAAAGCAGCUACGUGGAUGAAGGAAAAGAGCAGGUCAUCAUAGAGUCUAAUUUUAAGCCCACUUACGCUAGACGCGCUUUUCCCUGCUUGGACGAACCCGAUUUUAAGGCUAGUUUUGCGGUGGAGAUAACACAUCCCAAGGCCUACAAUGUUAUAAGCAACAGUCCUGCGAUACUUACCAACAAAAUAAGUAUUCACUUUAUUUCCAGUGACGACGAUUUAACGACAACAAAAUUUGAGGACACACCAGAGAUAUCGCCAUAUCUGCUGGAUAUCCUUAUUUCGCAAUUGCAGGAAGCAGAAACGUUGGAAGAAGACAGCGUGGACUUUAAAAUUUUCACUAGGUCCAAAGUUACUUCUUUAACUAAGACCGUAGCUAAUACAUAUUAUCACAAGAUCAUCGAGAAGCUUGACUCGUACACAGGGGUUCCAUAUCAAAACUUGAACGAAACGGAAAGUUACCUUGUCGCACUUCCAGAUUAUUCUGAAACAAUGGGAGAUUUUGGACUUUUUGCAUACAGAGAGACUGACCUAUUGGAUGAGGGCGACAAAACGACAGCUAGAGCUAAACAAGAUAUAAUAGCCACUAUGGCCUACAAGCUUAGCCACGAAUGGUAUGGAGGGGUUGUAGCCACAAAAUGGUGGUCAGAUGUUUGGGCUAAUGAAGCUGUUGCUACCUAUCUCAAAUAUCUAAUACCAGACAAGGUGGAUGAGGAAUUGGAACUUACAAAUCAAUUUUUGCUGGAAGUAAGUCAAAAAACGUUACAACAUGAUGCCUAUUCCUUCGCACAACCUCUAUCAUCAAAAGAGUCGGAUAUAAAUAACGAAUGGGCGAUCGAAAAUAAACUGAGUACUGCGAAUUAUCAAAAAGGAGCAACCAUACUACGUAUGAUUAGAUGCGUCCUCAAAGGUGAAGAUAACCUUCAAGUGGCUCUUCAAGAUCACUGGCAGAAUAGGAAAGAGGCGGAAACUGAUGGAACUGACAUAUUGAAGGACCUUUUAUAUGGUAAGAGCGAUAGUGGAGAUUACUACACUUACCUUGAAAACUGGGUGUUCUCGCCAGGAUAUCCGUUAUUAACAGUAAUGUUGGAGAGAGUUGACGACACUGUAAAUAUUGCAAAUGCUACUCAGAAACGAUUUGUGUAUCCCACUGGCGAAACAACGGUCUUAGACAACACGGAAUGGUAUAUACCUCUUACCUCAGUUACUUUAUGGAACCAUCCGAAUCAAAACCUUGUAGAGGUAUUCCUCGAACCUAAUCAAGAAAUGCAUUAUUUUUUCGGUAACACGUGGAUUUUGUUCAACAGUCGAACUGAAAACUUUUACAGGGUCAACUAUGAUGAAGUGUUGUGGAGGAGGAUACUGGAUGGUUUGAACACCAACAGGUCCGACUUUCUCGUUUUGGAGAGAGCUCAACUGAUAGACGAUAUGUUCAACAUUGCCAGGAUAGGCGAUGUGAGUUAUUCCCUGGCGUUUGAAAUGGCAGAUUCGUUUGUUAAUGAAACUGAGUAUUAUCCGUGGUAUUCUGCGCUAACGGCGUUCUCUUAUUUGUUGGGGAAAAUGGAGAGCAGAGGGGUUGAAUCGAACUUGAAGAACUACAUCUUGAAUUUGAUGGAAAGUAUAAUAGUAAUCCCAAAUGAAAAUUUUGUCGAAGCCAGUGACAACCACAUAACUGCGCUUAAAAAAGUCAUGAUACUUAAUUGGGCUUGCAAGCUGGGACAUGCCGAUUGUAUCAGUUAUGCCACAGAGAAGUUUAAAAAUUACAAGGAGUCACAAGACAGUUUAACCGAUUACAAUGCCAGAGGUGUAAUAUUUUGCAAUGGCAUCCGACACAGUGAAAACACCCAGCAGGAUUUCAACUUCCUAUAUAAAAUAUACAACGAAUCAUCAUCGGUACACGAACAAAACGAUAUUUUAAAUGCUCUUGGUUGUGCUGAAUAUAAGAAUACGCUGAAAAGAUACCUAGAAAAAAUUAUAGUACCCAAAUCAGGUAUAAAGAGACAGGACGUACUGGUGGUAUUCAAAUCCGUUUUCUCCAGUUCUUUGGGUCUUCAGGCAGCCAUGGAUUUCUUGGAGGAUAGUCUUUUCGAAAUACAAGAUCUUUACAACGAUAUGAAAAUUACAUCUGAAAUGAUAUAUCUAGUGGCAGAGAACUUAGUGACAGAUAACCAUAUAGAUUGGCUGAAACACCUCCUUAACAAUGAAAUUUUGGACGAUUAUGAAGACGUUAAAGCGAAAGCCAGCACCCUAGCAUCAGUAAACAAUUAUUGGCAGAAGAACUUUCAAGGUGAUGUGGCAGAUAUAUUUCCAUCUAGUGAAACUACUUCAGAAACUACUCCACAGUCUACUUCACAGUCAUCCUCAGAAUCCACGCUUUCUACUAUUACCGAUACAGACAGUAGCGCUAUUGAUACUGAUACUACAGAAGUAGCCAUGGAUAAUCUAAAGAUUCUUGGCAAGAUCCUAUUCUUGUUGCUAGUAUCAGAAGCGUUGGCAGAUGACGUGCACCUGCCGACACACCUAACACCUUACAAAUAUUCGCUGGAUCUGGUGCUUGACCCUAGAGCCACAACUUAUGACGGCCUUGUCGAAAUAACCUUUUCAGACACAGAUACAAAGAUUAACACAAUACAACUGCAUGCUUCAUCCGAGACCAUAGAGAUACAUGAUGCUUUGCUUAACUUCGAGUAUAGCUGUAAUGUGACAAAAGCCGAUAGCGACACAGAUGUCGUGACUUUAACGUGCCCCAAGGAUUCUCUGGAGAAACAGAACACUCUGAUCAUUAAUUUUACGGGGACUUAUUCUGUUAACGAUAUGAAGGGUUUGUAUAAAAGCACCUACAUGGAGGAUGGAGUGGAAUACGUCCUGCUGGCCACCCAGUUUGAGCCCGUGGCUGCGCGACGAGCUUUCCCGUGCUUCGACGAACCAAGUUUGAAAGCCACUUUCGAUAUUUUUAUUACACAUCCAAACGAUUACAGUGCUUUAUCAAACACGGCCUCAAAGAAGACGUUUCAAAUCGGCCCUGAUAACAUCCAAACACAAUUCGAGACUACACCGUCCAUGUCCACGUACCUAGUAGCUUUCAUCGUAUCAAAAUUUGUGUCAAACAGUGACGGCAAAACCAGAGACUACGACGAUCAGAUAUUCUCCAGACCAAGUGCCAAAGAAUUCACAAGCGUAGCUGCUACAUAUGCACCCGCUCUGAUAGACCUAUUAAGCGAAUGGACGGGUAUAAAUUACGAAGAUCUUGGCAAUACACAAGCUUAUCAGGUGGCGAUCCCAGACUUUGCACCUGGGGCUAUGGAGAACUGGGGUCUAAUCACGUUCAGGGAAGUCGAUUUGUUAGAUGAUAAAAACAACACCUCCAACGCUGCCAAGCAACGAAUUAUAACGACAAUUGCCCAUGAACUUGCUCACCAGUGGUUUGGAGAUUAUGUCACUCUUGAUUGGUGGUCAGACACUUGGUUGAAUGAAGGAUUCGCCACUUAUUUUCAAUAUCUCAUAUCAGACCAACUUGAUGAUAACUUGGACACUAUGAGGCAGUUUAUCGUUAAUGAACUGCAGGCAGUUCUUCAGGCAGAUGCUAUUCCUUCAGCUUUGCCGCUUACGAGCGACGUUAACAGCGCAGCUGAAGUUAGCAACAAGUUUGACGACGUCAGCUAUUCGAAGGGAGCGAGUAUAAUAUGGAUGCUUAGAAACAUUAUUACAGAGGACACUUUUCAAAAAGGCUUGAACUCAUACCUAAAAACUUUUAAGUACGGUAACAGCAACCCAACAAAUCUAUUAAAUUCUUUUAACGCAAGUACUCCUGACAAAUUGGGUUUGAAUAAAAUUAUGGAUAACUGGAUACACAAGUCCGGAUUUCCGUUAGUUACAGCGAAUCUCAACGGAUCUACAGUAGUUUUGACACAGGAAAGAUUUUUAUUCCAAAAUGAUUCCGAAGCUGAAGCAACGCAAUGGUACAUUCCCAUCAGUUACACAACUGGUGCUGAUAAGGAAUUUAUAUACGAACUAUCCGAUUGGUUGAAACCCAACUCUACAGUUGAAGUUGAGUUGAAUGACACUUGGAUUCUAAUUAAUGUAUAUCAAACUGGGUAUUAUAGAGUUAACUACGAACAUGAGUUGUGGCACAGAAUCAUAACGGUUUUAGAGAGCAACAAGGACUAUAUCGAUGUACUAAACAGAGCUCAGCUUAUUGAUGAUAUGUUCAACAUUGCUAGGGCUGGAAAGAUUAGUUACGAUAUGGUCUUCCACUUGGCUGGAUAUCUGGAAUCUGAAACAGCCUAUUAUCCUUGGGUAUCUGCGUUCAAUGCGUUGUCCUACAUUUUUGGAAAACUCAACGACGCCGAGGCCGAAAAGUUACUGCAGGAAGAAGUUCUAAGCUGGAUAAACAAAGCUUUCCCUGCAAACUCCACAGAUACAGGCAAGGAACACGUAGACAAACUAAAAGAAGUCCUCAUUCAAGACUGGGGAUGUAAGUUGGGACAGGAAGAAUGCAUUAAAUAUGUCAACGAGACAUUCCAGAGCUACAAAGAAAAUAAAAGCCUUCCAGAUUACAACAAAAGAGGACUAGUUUUCUGCCACGGUUUCCGUAUUAGUGCAAAACCAGAAGAAGACUACAAAGUACUAUUGGACAUUUUCAAGGAUUCCACCUCAGUGGUCGAACAAAACGAAAUAAUUUCUGCUUUAGGAUGCUCGGAAAAUUCAGAGAUUCUGACAAAAUAUCUUUCAGAGGCAAUAUCCUCGAACUCUUCCAUACGAAAACAAGACGCUAUUUACGUAUUUAGGGCCGUUUAUACGCAUAGUGCUGUGGGAGUAAACGUUACUCUGAACUUCUUGGAGAAUAAUGCGAAAAAUAUUACUGACAGGUUUUCUGGAAUGAGUCUCUUGUCGAAUGUCAUCUUUGCUCUUGCCGACAAAGUGGCUUCAGAUGAGCAAAUUAAACAGCUAACGAAAAUAAUUACUGACAACUCUGACAACGAAGGCGUUAAGCUUAUUAGCCAGAGGGUCACUGAGAUCACGACUGCGAACAAGAAUUGGAGAGACGCACACGCCGCUGAUAUCAAGAAAAUUCUGAAUGCGAACAAAAACGCAGCUCAUAUACCACAGCCAGUUACUUUGCUGUUAGUUAUCGCUUUUACUUUAUUGUACAUAUUUAGCGGUAAAUACUGACCGCACCUAUUCCUAAACAUAUAUUGUUAACUAAUGUUACUAUCUUUUGAAAAUUAAAGAUUUUUUGAAAUAUAA